AUGCGCGCAAAGCUAUACCAAUUUCACGACAAUUAUCGCCCACCUUACUAUGGCACGUGGCGCACUCGUAGCAAGGUUAUUACCGGUAGACGUCCAUUUUCAAACGUGGAGGAGAAAAUUGACUAUGAAGUGGACUCAGAUGCAGAAUGGGAAGAGGAACCGUCGGAUGCCGAUGAAUGCAAGUCGGACGAAGAGGUAACAUAG
Cylicostephanus goldi is the source of this 204-nucleotide messenger RNA. Lineage: Eukaryota; Metazoa; Nematoda; Chromadorea; Rhabditida; Strongylidae. The record is from the annotation of a GenBank genome assembly.